Molecule: messenger RNA, 15984 nt
Organism: Pantherophis guttatus
Lineage: Eukaryota; Metazoa; Chordata; Lepidosauria; Squamata; Colubridae
Product: KIAA0232 ortholog
Source: RefSeq, a predicted model, not a curated record
GGCCAGCGAGGGAGACCCGCCUUUUCGUUCCUCCCCUCGGCGGGGCCGGUGCCGGUUUACGUAACGCCUCUUCGGGCGAAUUCCGGCUUGGUCCCGCCGCCUGACUUGGGACGGGUCGCCAGAGGCCCCGGCAGGUCCUGCUGGGGAUUUACAUCUGGCUUCAAUGUGAAAUUAAGGUAGAAAAAUGCACAUAAACAUGUGUUUCCUGUUAAGAUUUAGUAUACUCUGGUUAUGCCUGAAGAGUGGGUCUUGUCUUUAGACUGUUAACUGCCAGCAAAUAUAAAUGAUUGUCCUAGAUGUCAAGCGUGUCUCCUCUGUACUGGAGUGAAAAUAUCCACCUCCAGGUUCCCACGGAAUAUCAUCUACAGAAAAUGCUUCAUGUUCUAAGGAUGAAAGCCACCUAGAUUCAUGCACCUAGUCUAUACAGUUGUUGUGGAUGGUUUGCCAUCUGAAAGCUCCUCAAGCUCCUGUCUGGGUCCUGUAUCUGUUUCAGAAAUGUCUCUGCUUCAGGCUUUGGGCCCUGUGCAGACUUGGCUGGGACAAGAGCUAGAAAAAUGUGGCAUUGAUGCCAUGAUUUAUACUCGCUAUGUCCUCAGUCUUCUGCUGCAUGAUAAUUAUGACUACGAUCUGCAGGAACAGGAGAAUGACAUCUUCCUGGGCUGGGAAAAAGGAGCUUACAAAAAAUGGGGGAAAAGUAAGAAAAAGUGCUCUGAUCUUACACUAGAAGAAAUGAAGAAACAGGCUGCUGUUCAAUGUCUUCGCUCUGCUUCUGAUGAAAGUUCUGGGAUUGAGACAUUAGUUGAGGAACUUUGUUCCAGGCUAAAAGAUCUCCAGAGUGAACAAGCGGAGGAGAAGAUUUCAAAAAGACUUGAGGACUCUUUGCCUCCUGAAAUAGAUUUAUCUCCAGCAGCAAAAGAUCAAGUAGAAAUGUAUUAUGAGGCUUUUCCACCUCUUUCCCAGAAACCAGUUUGCCUGCAAGAAAUCAUGACUGUGUGGAAUAAAUCCAAAAUGUGUUCUUACUCCAGUACCUCCUCAUCUUCCACUGUCCCAGCAACUAGCACAGAUACAUCAUCUCCAAAGGACUGCAUUAGUGAAAAUGAAGCAUCCAAAGAGAGAAAUAGUAACAAAGCAUCUGUAACUAUACAGGAGAGAGCCACAGAGAAGAAUGACAAAGAUGAAAAAGAGAAUAAAUUUGGAAAUCGUAUUGAAGGAAAAUCUGUUUCAUACAAAAAGCAAUUCCGACAUAAAUCUGAGGGGAAGAUACGUCUUCGAUCCUGGUCUUCUGGCUCCAGUGAAGAAGGUUCAAAUUCUAGUGGCAAUCAUGGUGAAUUAAAAGCAGCUACAAAAUAUGUAAAAAUAAGGCAUAAAACAAGGGAGGCUCGGGGUAAAAAAGGAUGGAAUGGACAAAGUAAGUAUUUGCCAAAAGCUGGUGAAAAAACUGAAAGGAAAAUUCCUGGCAGCAGCAAUGGCUCCAUCAAGCAACUAUAUAAAAGAGGUAAACGGCCAUUAAAAGAAAUUAGACGAAAAGAAGGUGGAAACCAUGAGAGAAAAGAGCUAUAUUUUGAUAGCAGGAAUGAAACUGAGUAUAAGGAAGAGCCUUUGUGGUAUACUGAGCCAAUUACAGAAUAUUUUGUUCCCCUGACUAGAAAAAGUAAGCUUGAGACGACAUACCGCAACAAGCAAGAAGAUGUAUGUGAUGCAACAUCAGAGGCUGUAGAAGAAUUAGCUGAAUCAGUGCAAGGUCUUUGCAUUAGUAACAACAAUAAUAUUAAUAAAACAUACCUCGCAGCAGGUACUUUCAUUGAUGGUCAUUUUGUGGAAAUGCCUGCCGUUUUAAAUGAGGAUAUUGGCCUCACUAGGACCUCAAUAUGUUCUCCACCAGAGGACGAUAUACAUUUAGAUGGUGUUCAUCUGUCAGAACUAACACACUUCUAUGAAGUGGAUAUUGAUCAAUCCAUGUUGGAUUCUGGUGCCUCAGGCAAGAUGCAAGGAGAAAGUCGGAUUUUGAAUAUGAUUCGGCAGAAAAGCAGAGAAGGAACUGAUUUUGAGGCAGAAUGUUGCAUAGUGUUUGAUGGAAUGGAAUUGAAAGGGGAAAGUGCAAUAUGGGCAGAUUCAGCCACCUCUGGUGCGGAAGGGUGGUUCUUGCAAGAUCUUAGUAAUUUAGCUCAAUUUUGGGAGUGCUGUUCAACUUCUAGCUCUGGUGAUGCAGAUGGGGAAAGUUUUGGGGGAGAUUCUCCUGUUAGACUUUCCCCAUCCUUAGACAGCACAAUGCUUAAUUCAUACAUGCUUGCAGGCAAUCAAGAGCUGUUUUCAGAUACUAAUGAAGGGUCUGGUUUAAAUUCUUUUUCAGUGUUUGAAGUGCAAUGCAGUAAUUCUGUUUUACCAUUUCCUUUUGAAAAACUAAAUUUGGGAAAUGAAAAUACAGAUUCUAGUAGCAAUGUUGGUAUGUUUGGGAAAACACAGUCAAGAUUGUUAAUAUGGACCAAAAAUAGUGCCUUUGAUGAAAAUGAACACUGUUCUAAUCUGUCAACAAGAACUUGUAGUCCAUGGUCAUAUUCUGAAGAAACACGUUCAGACAAUGAAACUUUAAAUAUUCCACUUGAAGAAUCCCCUCAAUUUAACUCUGAUGAUAUUAAUUAUAUAGUUCCCAGGGUAUCUUCAAGUUACAUAGAUGAAGAAAUUGUAGAUUUUUUGCAGGAGGAAACCUGCCAGGAACAGACAAGAUCUUUAGGAGAAAUACCUACUUUAAUUUUCACAAAAAAGUCAAAAUUAGAAUCUGUCUGUGGUAUUCAGUUAGAACAAAAAACAGAAGAUAAAGAAUAUGAGACUCCACAAGUAUGUAGUGACAGUAGCCCGCAUGAAGAUGACUAUGGCUCAGGAGUUAUGAAAGAUAUCUGGACAAAUAUGACAGAUGAAAAUUCUGCAGCAAUUAUAGAAAUAGAAGGAAUAGAAGAGGAACUGUUUCCAACUGAUGUAAAUCAUUAUUGUUGCUGCUUAAAUGAUGCAAAGGUAGAAAUUCUCCAAGGUCCAAACAAAGCAGUGCAAAGAUCAGAAUACCACCUUUGGGAAGGUCAGAAAGAAAAUUUAGAGAAAAGAGGCUUUGCUUCAACCAAUUUAUCAGAAGUAGAUUGUGGAGAUUAUACUACACCCUCUAAAUCAUGGGAUGUUAACCAAGAUAAAGAAAGUUCAUUUAUUCUUGGUGGUGUGUAUGGGGAACUGAAAACUUUCAACAGUGAUGCAGAAUGGGCAAUAGUGCCCCCAAAUCACCCAAAAGGAAACUUACUACAGUGUGCAGCUUCUGAUGUAGUCACAAUAGCUGGUACAGAUGUCUUUAUGACACCAGGAAAUAGCUUUACUCCUGGUCACAGACAAUUAUGGAGACCUUUUGUAUCAUUUGAGCAGAGUGAGCAUUUGAAAUGUGGUGAUCAUGGAUUAAAUAGAGGUUUUUCUUUUAUCUUCCAUGAAGACUUGUUAGAAGCUUGCAGUAAUUUUCAAGGUGAAGAGUCUGGUCUUGAAUAUUCUUUCUCUUCCUUUGACCUAAAUAAUCCAUUUUCACAAGUUCUUCAUGUCGAAUGUACAUUUGAACCAGAAGGAAUUACAUCCUUCAGCCCUUGCUUUAAACCCAAAUCAAUCCUUUGCUCUGAUUCUGACAGAGACGCUUUUCGCCCUAGAAUAUGUGGUGCUGGGAGGACGCAGUACAGAGCAAUACGGAUUUCUCCUAGGACUCACUUUCGCCCCAUUUCUGCAUCUGAACUUUCUCCAUGUGGUGGAAGUGAAUCUGAUUUUGAAUCGGAGAAAGAUGAGGGGAAUAUUGUCUCUUCUCAAGCUGAACCAUUUGAUGAUCCACAAGCAGAUCUCAAACCACUGGAAGAGGAUGCAGAAAAAGAAGGGCAUUAUUAUGGGAAAUUAGAACUUGAGUCUGGAAAGUUCUUUCCUACAUUAAAAAAAUGUGGGAUGGAAAAGAGUGCGCAGACAUCUCUGGAUUCCCAGGAAGAAUCAUCUGGAAUAUUGCUGGUAGAAAAUGAAAGUUCUUGCUUAGAAUGCAGUAUGAAAGAUGUGCAAGAUACAAUGGCUGUGAAAAAUUCUGAAGCUAGCUGCAGUGUUGUGGAGCCACAGGAAGAAGAAGACAAGUCUUGCAGUUGUAAAGAAAGCUCAUCAGUGCAACUGAAAGAGUUUCCUGUAUUGAGUAGUGACCUUCAGAAAAUAAGCUACAAUCAAGCAAAACAGUGCUGGUGGGAGAAAGCUCUUUAUACUCCACUCUUUCCUACACCACAAUAUGAAGGUUGCCAAAAAUCUUUGAAGAAUGAAGCUCCUUUUUCAAAAUGCACUGCACUAACAUGAGCCCCACUGCUAAAAAUAUACUUCUAGGCAGGCAUAUGGAGUAAUAUCUCUGAUAUAUUCAAGUUGUACAGCCUUUAAGAUUAAAUUAUUCUGAAUGAGGAACUGAAUCUGGCUGCUCCCAGCACAGCUGAUGAAGCAUAGGCACAAUCUGAUCAAACAGUAAAUUCAUAUUAAUGAUUGUGUAGUCUUAUUUUGGGUUAAGUAUACUUUCUGUAUUAUAUCUACCGUAAUAUGCUACAGUAUUUGCAUUUUUCUGUCAUAUUAAACAUUGCAACUUGGCAACAGGUUUUGGAGAGGCUGUAAGAACCAUCUCCAAACCUUGGAGAUUAUAUAGGAUCAUGGGAACUAUGAGGAAGUGAUCUAAAAACUGUAAUAUUUCUGUCUUACAUGAAUUAGUCCUGCUUGCUUUCAUCUAUUUCAGAAUGUGCAAAGAGUAGGAGAGGAGUAAGAAAUACAAAGCCAAUUUAAAGGCAAGAGAAGAGAAAAGGAAUUAUAGCUACAGCAAGUUUAUGCCAACACUAUUCAUUAUAAUUUCAUAUUUUAUGUCUUUGCAAACUAUCUCUCAGACCACUCAACAAACCUGGGUCCAGUGAAGAACCACGCUGCAGUCAAUCAAAGUCAUUUGCAGGAAACUGGUUUAUUUGGUCUCCAGGUUUGUUGCAGACCACGCUGAGUUCAAUAAACGAUAACACAAAGUCGGCGUUGGGAGCUGCUGCAUCCCAAUGCCGUUUAAAUAGCCGCGCUAAUCAGUUCACCAAUCGGUUGCAUUUCCGGGUUGUUGACUUCACGCCCGUUGCGUGAGCUGUGGCAUCACUCGGGUGCGCCAUCAGGCAGCAGUGAGUAGCAGGAAGACCGUAUCCCGUCCGCACCAUGACCUGCCAUCUAACCAACUGCUAUCACCCCCACCACCAAUAUGUGCCCAUCCUCCCUUUUCAACCCACGGCCCGUCCACGGCUUUCCAACUGCGACUCCGGCUUCAUUCAGUGAGAUCCGUACUGUAACCCUAUCCCCGGUGUGUCGAGCGUGGCAGGUCUCGACAGGCGGCUCCCCCUACCAGGAGUCCACCUAUAAGACAUGAAAGGGUUUAGUACAGGGUUUAGUAUGUCCCUCCCUCACCCCCGAAUUUGUUUGGGUAUUUACAGUGAAAGAGUCUAUGCAAUCGUUUUGCUUUAAUGUUUUCAACUGACACCCAGGAUGCCUGUUCAAAUGGGUAGCCUUUCCAUCUUACUAGGUAUUUAAGUUUUUCCCUAUUUAUUUUGGAGUCCAGGAUGUCAUCGAUCUCAUAUUGCCCCUCCUCCAGCGGCUCAGGACGCUCAAGAGGUUCCCGUACACUCUCUAUUGGUUUUAGUAGACUGCUGUGGAACACAGGAUGUAUUUUACCCAGUAAAGGUGGUAACUUUAACUCCACGGUUACUGGGUUUAUCACUUUCGUGAUAGUGAAAGGUCCAAGGUAUUUGGGUCCUAACUUUCUGCUGGGUAUUUUUAACUUUAUGUAUUUAGUGGACACAUAUACCUGAUUCCCCCACCUGGAAAGGCUUGUGGUCCGCUCUCUUCCUGUCAGCCUGCAGCUUAUAUUCCUUUGCUGCUUUAUGUAACGCUUCCUUGACUUUCGGCCAUAGGUUUCCAAUUCGGAUCCCGAAUCGGAAACGUGGAGACACCUGUUCUUGGUCAGUCAUCUUCAGUUCAGGGAUUGCAGUGAAUUCUCUGCCAGACACUACCUGGAACAGUGUAACCCCCGUGCUAUGGUGUACGGCGUUGUUAUAUGCUACCUCAACAAAUGGUAGAAGAUCCGACCAGUCGGAUUGUUGAUAAGAUAUAUAACAACAUAAAUAUCUUUCCACCAUAGCAUUGGUCCUUUCCGCGGCCCCAUUGGUGCUAGGGUAGAAUGCCGAACUCAACCCUUGGGAGGAUCCUAUCAUGUUGAUGAAAUUACGCCAGAAUCGUGCGGUGAAUUUUUUUUUUUUAAUUUGAUUUAUAUGCCGCCCUUCUCCGGAGACUCAGGGCGGCUUACAAUGUGCUAAGCAAUAGCCUUCAUCCUUUUGUAUAUUUAUACAAAGUCAGCUUAUUGCUCCCACAACUGGGUCCUCAAUUUACCUACCUUAGAAAAAGAUGGAAGGCUGAGUCAACUUUGAGCCUGUCGAGAUUUGAACCUGCAGUAAUUGCAGGCAGCUGGUCUUAAUAACAGGGUGCUUUAGACCACUGUACUACCAAGGUUCCUGUACGCCCCUGUCCGAUAUGAUUCGACGAGGUGCUCCAUGCAAUUGGUAGAUAUGAUGUAUGAACAAUUGUGCUAACUUUUUAGUGGAUGGUAAACCACGGCAGGGAAUGAAAUGUGCUUGUUUGGAAAAAAGGUCGACUAUAGUCCAGAUUACUGUGUGCCCUUUGCUUUCUGGGAGGUCGACCACAAAAUCCAUACCUAUUUCGUCCCAUGGCCUACUGGGGUGUGCAACUGACUGUAGCAACCCAAGUGGUUUACCCAGCCGUGCUUUUGUUGUCGCACACACUUUACAGCUUUUCACAUAUUGUUCGACAUCUUUACGCAUACGAGGCCAUCAAAAUUGUCUUCUGGUGAGAUGUAAUGUCUUGAGAAAACCAAAAUGCCCUGCAAACUUUGUAUCAUGACAUCAUUUCAAUACUGUUGCUCGCAAAGGUUGAGGUAUAUACAACUUUGUUCCCAUCCACACCAACCCAUCACAAUGGGUCACCGAAGUUAUAGGUUCAGCAAUCCAUGGAUCACGACUCACCUCAUGUCGUAAUUCCUCAUACCACGAAGGGAUUGGUUCUUUGUUAUAUGUCCGACCUGCAUGUUGUCUAUUUGGUAUAAUGGCCUGUACAACAUCCUCCCUUUUAUUAAAUUGAGGCAUGUGCGACAAUGCAUCAGCUAAAAAAUUCCACCCCCCUGGAACAUACUUCAAAUCAAAAUUGAACCGCUGGAACUUCUGCACCCAACAUACCUGUUUUGGUGACAAUCUCCUAGGGGUUUGGAGGGCCUCUAAAUUUUUAUGGUCUGUCCAGACCUCGAAUUUAUCGCCAAUAAAUUCUAGUAGAUGUCGCCAAGUGAGCAAUGCCCACCUGACCUCAAAUGCCUCUUUCUCCCAAAUAGCCGAACCUCGUUCCGUAGGCAUCAAUUUGCUUGACGUAUAAGCACAGGGAUAUAAUUUCCCCUCUUUGGUUCUUUGUAACAACACAGCACCGACGGCUAUGUCGCUAGCAUCUGCUUGUACAAUAUAUUGUAAAGCGGGAUCUGGGUGUCUGAGUACGGGUUCCUGGGAAAAUAGACUCUUCAGCUGCUCAAACGAUUGUUGGCAUUCAGGUGUCCACAACAACAGCUGUCCCGGCCUCGCUUUGCCUCCAGUAUGUUUGUUCCGUAAUAGAUCAGUUAAAGGGAGAGCUACCUGGGCAAAGGCUGGGAUAAACUGUCGAUAAAAAUUCACAAAUCCAAGGAAACUCUGCAAUUGUUUUCUUGUCUUUGGCGCUUGCCAUUCUAAUACUGCUGACACUUUUUUCGGAUCCAUUUCUAUCCCAUCUCCUGAAAUGCGAUCCCCUAAAUAAUCUACUUUCGUGCAGUGAAAUUCUCACUUUGACAGCUUUACAAACAAUUUUGCUUGUAGUAGUUUGGUUAAUACCUGUCACACCAAUUGUGUAUGCUUCUCCAUGGUCUUGGAAUAUAUUAAAAUGUCGUCCAGGUAGACGAGGACGCCUCGAUAUAAGUGUUCAUGCAGGACUUAAUUAAUAACCUGCAUGAAGACAGCUAGGGCUCCCUGCAAUCCAAACGGCAUUACUCGAAAUUUGAAACUACCUAAAGGACAGUUGAAUGUGGUUUUCCACUCAUCACCCGGGCAUAUCCAUACUCUAUAAUAGGCCUCUCGCAAAUCCAGUUUGGUGAACACCUUCCCUGUGGACAACAUAGCUAGGAGGUCUUUCAUCAAUGGCAAAGGGUACAGGUAUUCAACACAAGUAGCGUUCAGACCCCAAAAGUCCAUACAGAGACUUAGGCCUCCAUCCUUCUCUCGGAACAGAACCAGUGCAGCCAUAUGUGCUCGACUGGGUUGGCUAAAACCCCAGGCUAAGUUCUUAUCUAUGUAUCUACAAAGUUCGUUUAACUCCUUUUGGGUCAUCGCAUACAUGCACAGUUUCGGUAAUUUGGCCCCAGGGAUUAACUCUAUGGCGCAGUCGGUUGCUCUGUGAAGUGGUAGCACCUCAUGUUCCUCUUCGUUGAAUACAGCUGCUAAAUCUCUAUAGAUGUCUGGGAAGUCUACCUGCUGAGGUCCCUGUAUGCCUCUUGCUUUACCGUCACUAUGCUGUUUUGGUUGUUGGAUCUCAGGGUCCGGAUCUGGGCCCACACUAAGACGCAACUUCCGAAACCCACCUUCCCACCAUAUGGUAGGUCUCCAUUUGUCCAACCACGCCAGACCUAGUAUAACAGGUUCAACCAUCCAUUCCACCACUAUAAAGUGAAUCUGUUCUCUAUGCUCCCCUAUCUCCCAAGCGAACAGGUUCAGUAACGUACGUAGCCGGUGUCCCCCCAAGUAGAGACCCGUCCAUUUGUUCGAACUUCAUAGGGGACUUAAGUUUUACAAGAUGGAGGCCUAUGCUAUCAACCACUGUCUUACGAAUGAAAAAAAGGGUACAUCCGGAAUCUAUCAGUGCUCCCUGUUCAACUGUUGCAGAAGUACACACAUUCUGUAACACCACCGGUAUAACAAAUGGGUGUAUCGGGUUGCUUACCAUGGGAUCCUCUGGCUCACUAUUCUCACUGUUCUCCGAUGGUACCGGUAUACUUCCCCCCCCCCCAAGGGGCUCUUAGCAUCCAGCAGCAUUGAACGGGAACCAAUGGUUGGUGUUGGCAUAGUUAUCUUCGACCAGUCUGACGUAGAACAAACCUGCUCAUGUAUCUUGCCCCCUGUUGGUGGAGUCUGUGCUGGAGUAGAUUGCAAGGGAGGUAUAGGACACUCAACAGUCCGAUGGCCCAGUUGAUUGCAGCGAAAACAACGAAACGUUCCCCUCUCCCCUGCCAUUGCUUGUCUAAGUAGUGCAGGCCGCUUGCCCCAAGAUCCUUUGCCCCCACUGGUUUGGCCGCGGCAUAACAUGGUAGUUGACUCACACUGCCCACUCCUCUUGGUCGGAAUUCCCGCAACCCCACUUCUAAUUCUACUGCUGCCUUAAACCAUUCUGAUAAUCUCAGUGGCAACCCUCGAUACACAUAUGCGUGUCUCACUUCCCUAUCCAGUCCAGAUCGGAAUUGGUGUACCAGUAACCGUUCAGGCCAGAUGCGAAGCCGCCCAGCUAGAGUGCGAAACUCCUUCACAUACUCUUUGGCAGGACAUCCUCUCUGUCUCAGUGCCAUUAGUUCCCCUUCGGCCAUCUGAACUCUCGAGCUAUCCUCAAAUGUCCCCAGAAAGCCUCCAAAAACAAACCAACAUUUGCUAACUCUUUUGCAUGUUCGCUAUGGAGGUCAGCAACCCAGUUAGCUGCCUCCCCUUGUAAGACUGCAGUGAUGGCAAUUACCAUAGCCCACUGCGAUGGGUACAUACGUCCAUAUAAAUCCAUAUGACUUAAGUAUUUGGCUUAGAAAAAUCGAUACUCUGUCAGUGCUACCAUCGAAGGAGGCUUGUAUGGGCGGGGGUUCCCAAAAUUGUUAUUGUGGCCACACCCCCGGUGCCCACAUAGGUAUUUGGCAUGCGGUAUGGGUGUUCUGGUCGUCUCCUCCAUCCUGCGAUGGCUGACCUGAGUCUGUGAGCCUGCUUGGCCCGUCUCGUGACGACCUGGCUUCCAUUGCAUAUCCUGAUCUAUCCCACGCAAAGCCUCACCUGAAGAGGAGGCCCCAGGUCCUGAGAACUGCUGUUCCAUGACCUAGCCCUACUAAGCCCCUUCUCCAUACAUAACUUAGGGCUUGCCAAAUGGAAGCGAGUCUCAGUUCUACUCUGGCCACUUGCUCCCCCCCCUGCCAAGUAGCUGUUUCCCCUCCUGUAGCCCAAGGCUGCCAUGAUGACGCAUCCCUAAAGCUAGCUUCUCCAAACUUCUCUCUCAGCACGUCUAAUGUAGAAGCCCCUAGUCCGGUGGAGUAGCUCCACUCCUCCUUCGUCUUCUAUCCACUUCCUUUCCCUCCAGCCCUGGAAGACGGCUUCGUCCUGGUAAUGGGUCGGGGUUUUUGGGCACCGGGACCGGUAAGAGCUGAACUAUGCCACCAGUCACCCAAUGAAACCUUCGUCCCACUCGGCACAGGAGCGUCCUGGUCUUCAACAGUGCUCUCCCCCUGCUGAGGCUUCUUUUCCUUUGGCCUAACCACCGGAGGCUCACUGGUACUCUGGCUCUCUGGCGUUUCCAGGAUGGUGGUGUCCUCAGCCGCCUCCCCCUGAACUGGUGGAGCAGCCGUUGUGCCCUCCGUCAUCCCCUCAGCUCCUGAAUAUCCAAGAAAGCAAAAAGGAAAACACCGACUUUCUCUCAGACUGCUCAACAAACCUGGGUACAGUGAAGAACCACGCUACAGUCAAUCAAAGUUGUUCGCAGGAAACUGGUUUAUUUGGUCUCCAGGUUUGCCGCAGACCAUGCUUAGUUCAAUAAACGAUAACACAAAGUCGGCGUAGGGAGCUGCUGCAUCCCAACGCCGUUUAAAUAGCCGCACUAAUCAGUUCACCAAUUGGCUGCAUUUCCGGGUUUUUGGCUUCACGCCCGUCGUGCGAGCCGUGACGUCACUCGGGUGCGCCAUCAGGCGGCAGUGACUAGCAGGAAGACCCUAUCCUGUCCGCACCGUGACCGACCGCCUAACCAACUGCUAUCACCCCCACCACCAAUAUGUGCCCAUCCCCCCUUUUCAGCCCGCGGCCCAUCCACGGCUUUCCAACUGCAACGCCGGCUUCAUUCGGUGAGAUCCGUACUGUAACCCUAUCCCUGUGUGUCGAGUGUGGCAGGUAUCGACACUAUCCUUUUUUAUCACAUCUGUACGCAGCUUUAUAUCUUGCCUUUUCUUUUAAAAAAUUUCUAUCUCUUUUUCAGGGUCUCAUCAACUAUCCAUUCAUGACUUUCUUGAUCUUUUUUUUCUUUUUGCCCAUUCAUUCUUCCUUGAUAUUUAUUCCGCAACUUAGUACUUUUUCAUUCAUCCUGUAUGACCACAUAAACUUGAUACACUUUUUUCUUGUUGAUCAUUCAUUUUUGUAUUUAAUCUGUUAUCCAUCAGUGUUUAUUCUGAACUUAAACUCCUCUUCUUUUAACAUUGCUGAAAUACAGUGUCUCAUUUCCAUCUUAUUUCACUUCAUGUUUCUCUUGCCAUUCUCAACUCUCAUUUCCAUGUAAUAGAGGCAGAAACAUGCUCCCUUUUAAUUCUUUCAUUCCUUAUCUUUGGCCAGAUAAUACUUGCUAUCUCUCUGCACACAAUUCUCCCAUUUUAAGUAAAUAUGUUAUUUUAAGUAAGAUUUACAGUUCUCUCAUCAGAACCAUUCCAUUUUAUCUAAAAAAUAACUUCAUUCUCUUAUGUCACAAUCAGCAACCACUCUGAACUCUAUAUUUAUGUAAACUUCCCUUAAGUAAGUUGAUUUGCUUAUGUGCUUUCUCUAAAUCAGAAGACAUCCAAUAAACUUUCUUCUCACAUAUAAUUCUAAAUAAUUGAUACAUUUCCCAAUCAUUUGCUGAAUUGUACCUUUUUUUUUUUUGCUCGUUGGCAUCCCUUUUCAUCAGAAUUCUGCUAAAUACCUUUUAGACAUGCUUAACUAAUCCUCCUAUAAAUUUGCAUUCAUGUUCUUUCCCAUUCCAUAGGGAAGUAAUAACAGUAUCUUCUGUUCUUUGAGCACAGGUGCUAUUUUUUACCGAUGUGUUAAACAAGCCACACAGCUAAAGAAGACACAUUUAUAACUUAAUAUUACUCCACUUAUAUGAUCUGCAGCCUUAAUAUUUUUGUUUUGAAUAUAAUUUUAUUAAGAAUUUUAAUUACACUGGUAAAAACUAAUACAAAUUAUACUUACAGAAAGAAAAGAGAAUGGAGGGAAAAGUGAACUUUUAAAAAGGUUAAGAGUUUAAAGAGCAUUUAAAAGGCUCCACCAAGGUUGCAAGCAAGAUGGCUUAUCACAUUGUCUCCUGGUACUCAAGCCCGUGGGAAAAAAGUGUCCUGUGGUCUUCUCACAAGAAGCAGCUGCCAGAGCACAUGUGGGGUGAUCUUCUGUCCUUGUUUGGAAAGACUUCAAUAAAACUUGUCUACGAACUGGUUCCUUGGUGUUUGCCAUUGUUGGUUCCACUUUUGCAGAGUCAUCUUAAAUUCGCCAUACCUUCCCCAGAAGUUCACCUUAAUAUUUUUCAACAUUCUAACAUAAUUUAUUAUUCUUUUUCUUCAGUUGCUUCUUGUACAUUAAGUAGGAUGAAAGCCAAUUAAAAUGAAACUAUAGUCAACUUUACUUAGGAGUAUAUAGAACUCAUUAGCUGCCACUCUCUUAAUCCCUUUUGCCACACAUAGCAUAACAUGUAUAUUUACUGUUCACUUGUAAAAAGUCAUUCUGAAAUGCUAGGAAAAGAAUUGCAUCCCAGUGUUAGUAUUGUCCUGAUGUCUCUUUAAUUUCUUAGUACCCAUCAUACUUUUCCCAUUCGCCAUUGCGAUUAACUCCAUAUAUGUAAGAUUAAAAAAGAGAUCUACACUCUGGUUGGAAUGGAGCCUGAGUUUUAAGGAAGAAGCGUUUUGAAGAAACCAGGUUGGCAAAAGAAGGAUUGAACAUUUGCUACACCUUUGUAACAAAUUGUCCACAAAGGACCUAAUUACAAGCUGAAUAACACAUAUACGGUAAUUUGUAAUUAAUCUGCAGCCAUGCAGCUUCUAUCAUUUCCCAUUCCCAUUUCAAUCACUGUAGUUAUUACCCCAAAAUGAUGCUAAACUUCACAUACAGAAUUUUGAUCAUAUAUUAUAUUGUGUUUUCUUUUUCCUUGCCUUAGAUAUGCAUGGAAAGAUUUUUUUUCUUUCAUUCACUAAGAGGACAAAUUUAAUUAUAACGUAGAGAAAUCAGAAUUGAAAUAUAUUAUAAGUCAAUACUUUAUUAUAAGUCAUAGAUGCACUAAGCAUAUCAAAAGCAAUAAAAAUAGAAUACAGUUCAAUAAGAAAAUACAUCUAUUUACUAAUUAAGUUUAUAUGCCACCCAUCUCAGUUUGAGAGCAACUCUGGACAGCUUACAAUGCAAUAAAAUAAGGGAAUCAUCAUCAUCAUCAUCACCCUAGCCAUUAUCUUAUCCAAUGCAGAAUGAAGUCCUUCUGCAUGUUUCCAACCAAUAUAAUCUUGACCUUUUUUUUUGCCAAUUGGGCCCGCAAUACUUGCUGAUGUCAUCAAUCCAUCUUAUUUAGGUCUUUUUCGUGGAUGCUUUUUAUCAAGUAGAGUCCAUUCUAUGACUGCCUUAGCCCACCUGCCAUCAGUUCUUGCUAUGUGACCAGUCCAUUUCUAUUUCAGUUCUUUUACUCUCUUGAUGAUAUCGUAUACUUUCAUUUAUUCGUUAAUCCAUGUGCAGGUUUUUCUAUCUUGUCUUCUAAUACCGACUAUGUAUCUUUCCAUGGCUCUUUGUGCCACUCGUAACUUUUGUAUCAAUUGUGGGGUUAAUGUCCAUGUUUUGUUGGCAUAUGUUAGAACAGGUAGCUCUCACGGAUUGAAAACUUUUCUCUUCAGGCAUAGGGAAGGUUGUUCUUGAAAAUUAUGCUUAGCUUGCCAACCGCAUUUAAAAGGCCUUUCAAUUUCCUUUAUUGUAUCAUCUUCCAUUGAGAUCUGUUGGCCAAGGUAUUUGUAGUGAUCUACUUCAUCUAGAUCUUCUCCAGAUAUAAUUUUUUUCUUUCUUUGGUGAAUUUAUUAAACAUAACCUGGCUCUUUUUCAGGUUUAUUUUUAAGCCAAGUGGUUUUCCUGCUUUGUGCAGCUCUUGUAUAUAUCUUUGAAAGUUUUCUGGGUUUUGUGAAGAGAACAUCAUCAUCUGCAAAUCUUAAGUGAUUUAAAUAGGCACCAUUGAUUUUUAUUCCAUCUUUUGCCCAGUUUAGUUUGUGAAAUAACAGCAACAUGCAGCUGAGUAAAGACCCUAUGAAAUUCAUUAUUCAUAAACUGGGUCACUUUGAAGUGGAAGUUACUAUGUUCCAAUUGUUCUUUGGUACUUUGAACAGUUUGCUGUUCCUAUAAAGUGUAUACAGGUAAUCCUUGAUUUACAACAAUUCAUUUAGUGACCAUUAAACAUUAUGAUGGCAUUGAAAUAAGUGGCUUAUAAUUGUUUUUCACACUUACGAGCAUCCCCAUGGUCACAUGGUCAAAAUUCGGAUACUUGGCAAAUGGUUUAUAUUUAUGAUGGCUGCAGUGUCCCAAGGACAGGUCAUCAGGUUUGUGAUCUUCUGAGAAAUGAAGUCAGUGGGGAAGCCAGAUUCACUUAACUAUUGUGUUACUGACUUAACAACUGCAAAGAUUCAUUUAACAACUGUGGCAAGAAAGGUUGUAAAAUGGGACAAAACUCACUUAACAAAUGUUUCACUUAACAAAAAUUUUGGGCUCAGCUGUAAUAAGUUGAGGAGUACCUGUAGAAGAGGAUGAUGAGUUGUCUAUCUCUUAUGGAGGAUUUAAGUUUGUGUCAGAGAUUUUCCCGGGAAUUGAAUCUAUAACUCACUGCUAUAUUUGGGAGAGUAUGCCUUUUAAAUAAGAACAUAUUGUAUAUUCAUAAACCUUGAGUAUUAUUUCAUGGAUGAGUGUGUUUGUAUGUGUGAGAUAAUCUCCAUUUCAACCUGUUUUUAGUUGGGGAUAAUUGAAAGUCCUUCCAGUUUUUCUGGAAGGUUUUGCUGACCAACCUACCACAGCAAAGAUCCACAUCUACUAUGGUUAAACAGAAUUUAUGUUAGUAGCUUGGAUUUUUCACCUAAGUUGAAGGUAUAGAGUCAAAGAUAGAUAAUUACAAUUUGAGAAAGUAAUAAUUAUAAUUUUUUUCAAAUGCUUUAGGAAAUUUCAUGAAAAGGCUAUAUAGUUAUUUGUAUUAACUUUGGAAUCUGUCUAGAAAGUAAAUUUCCUUGAUCUGUUUCCCUUGGUUGCUCCAUUUAAAAUGUGAUAUUUUAUUAUAUUUUGUCUAUUUUAGCAAUACAUUAUGCAAGGCAAAGUUCAGCCUAAUUGCAUUUUCCAUCCCAAAGUUGAGGCAACUCUAAUGGUAAAAACAAAUUACAGGUAAUCCUCAAGUUAUGACAGUUCACUCAGCAACCAUUUGAAGUUAUGACAUAACCUCCCUAUUACUUAUGACCCAGUCCUGAAGUUAUGAAUAUUUCAGCACCAUGGCAGUUGUUCACCAGGCACUGCAACAUUCGCCCUCCCUAUUCUCCACCCCCCACCCCGGGUCUCCCGCAGGCACUGGGGCUGUGGAGACUCACUUACCUUACAAAGAUCUAGCAAGCCUUCAGUUUCUUUGCCUGCUUCAUUGCUUCAGGCUUUUACUGCAUUCACAGACAACAAAGGCCUAAAGUACCAUGAGAUCAAUAGCACGAGCUGGUGUUGUGUGAUCUCACACUACUUUAGGCCUCUGUUCUCUGAUAAUUGAGGCCUGGACGAGAUCUGCAGCAAAAAGCUUUGCAAACAGAGGGAAGGCUUCGGUUCUUCAGGCCUUCCCUCUGUUUGCUGUUUCCUUGCUGUAGGGGCAAGAGAUUGCCUCUCUAUAGGCUGUGGUCCU